Molecule: messenger RNA, 4897 nt
Organism: Poecilia latipinna (sailfin molly)
Lineage: Eukaryota; Metazoa; Chordata; Actinopteri; Cyprinodontiformes; Poeciliidae
Gene: arhgap9
Product: Rho GTPase activating protein 9
Exons: 21
Coding region: 425-3127 (900 amino acids)
Biological process (GO): signal transduction; regulation of GTPase activity
Cellular component (GO): cytoplasm
Molecular function (GO): protein binding; phospholipid binding
Source: RefSeq, a predicted model, not a curated record
UCAAAGCCCAGAAACAUGCAAAACCAAAUGAUUCUACUUAUUUGACUUCUUUUAAACACAGCAGGAGAAAAUUGUAUAUGCCUCUGCAGAUGUCUUUUGUCUCUGCUGGUAAGGUUGUCUUACAGAUGUUAACGUCGACGCAAGCUUGUAGCUGUAAGAUUUAGUAGUCUUAGUCUGCAAGUUUUUCUUCCUUUCCUGACACGUGUAUCGAGAAAGAAAGACAGGAAAAGGCAAACAGGUGUGUAGUAGUGUCACUGAUGUGUUUCCUGUUUGUGUCUGGAGAAGAGCUCUUCGAGGACGGAUCAUAUCGGAAGACCAUGCAGCCCUUCUGGCUCCAGACUCACCUGCCUUGCACUGUCCCAAGCCUGAUCAAGCAUAAGGGCAAACCCAGCAGGGACUGCUGAACACGACCGGGUAGAGAACCAUGCUGUCCGGCUCCUGGCGUCGGUCUGUGGGGCCGACACAACCUGUCGCAGCCCCUGUGGUGAACCCCAGCGCGAUGACUGUGUGCGGGGUACCAAGCGGUACGGUGGUUCUUGAGGCUCAGUAUGACUACAGCUAUCGAGGGUCAGACGGGCGACAAGUAUGCAUAAGAGAGGGCGAACGGUUUAUUCUCUUGAAGAAGACAAAUGCAGACUGGUGGCAGGUGCGCAGAAUCGGUGCAGCCAGCAAAACAAAGCCCCUGUAUGUCCCUGCUACGUAUGUGACUGAGGUUCCUAUCACACCGAUGCCCUCGCCCCAGCGCCUUGUCACUUCUGUCUCGCUGCACUCCAACAUGCUACCCCGAGUUUCGCUCUCUCCCAGCUUCACAGGAACUGGCAGGAAUGAGCAGAGUCAGGUGAACAAACCCAUGUUCCGGUCCAUGGAAAAUCUUAACACUUUCAACAGUGCCUUCCAGAGGUCUGAGAGGAACACAGUGGUGGGAGAAAACCACUUCCCCACCCUGCCUCUCUCUGGAUUCACCUUUACGCCCAGUUCUUCCACCUCCCAGUCAAGUCACCUCAUGGUCCCAGGGUCUCCUGCAGCUUCCAUGACUCAAGCAAACUCAUCAAAUCCCAGAGUGGUCCCGACAAUCACCCGGAGUCAGAGCUCCAGCAACCUGCCUGAAAACCUGAACGAGAACCCGUAUGACGAGGUCGGGGGAAGCCUUGGCAGUCGCAUCAACUACAAGGUCCCUAAGAAGUCCUGCAGCCAAUGGGACGUGGUGGGGGCUUCAGGCAGGAAUAACCGUCUGCAGGUCCCUACUGAGACCUACAUAUCCCAGCUCUCCUGGCAGGACUCCCCUAUUUAUGCUGAAAUGCAGCCAGAGAAGCGUCUGUCCCAGCAGGAGCCCCCCAUCCCGGCUGUGGGUCAGCAACCUCUUCAGAUCAUGGACCUGUGGGAACAGUAUUCUGAUCCAGGCACAGGUAGAUGCUAUUAUGUCAAUAGCAUUACCAAGGAGAGGUCAUGGAAACCCCCUCGCCGGGCUCGUUCUCGGUGCACCAAUCAGAGUCCAACACAGCAGGGCAGUCCAGCACAGGCUCAGACGUUACCCCGGGACCCCAGCCAUCUGUCACUACCCCUCUCUAAGACGGGCAAUGGAACUAUGCACAGGCUGUCGCCUGAUUAUGUCUUUGGCAGCCACCAAAGAAAUACUGACAGCAGCUGGCAGAUGAAGCAGAACAUUGAGCGAGACGUCUCCUCCGACACGUUGAGCACACCUGCGUUGACAAAUACAGAAGAACAGUGCCAUAACUCUGGAUCCCAGCAUGGCGCCAAGCAGCAGUUCAGCCACACGCAGUCUGUGAUCCUGUCUGAGAACGGAAAGCAGCGCAGAGAUUCCUCCUCCAAUGUGACCAACAUCAUUGUCGAACCUCCUUCUCCAGAGAGCUCUCCGGACAGUGACGGAGGCACACCGGAGCUGGAAAAGGCAGGCCUCCUGAACAAGACAAAGAUUGCAGAAGGAGGCAGGAAGCUGAGAAAAAACUGGAGUCCUUCCUGGGUGGUGUUAGUUGGAAACAGUCUUGUUUUCUUCAAGGAUCCAAAAUCUCAGACACCGUCCAGCUGGAAACCAGGAAACAGCCGUCCAGAGAGCAGUGUGGACCUUAGAGGAGCAAAGCUGAACUGGGCCAACGACCUGUCCAGCAAGAAAAAUGUCUUCAAGCUGCGGACCAUCACCGGCAACGAGUUCCUGCUGCAGUCAGACACAGACUCUCUGAUCAGAGAGUGGUACAACACCAUCAAGAAUGUCAUCGACAGGCUGGAUCGGGAAAAUCCGUUAGAAAACGUCCUCCAGUACUCUCUGAGGCGAGCUGGCAGCGUGGAGAUGCUGGACCACAGCGGCGACGAGGACGACAGGAGAAAUUCUCUCCCUCGCUCUGUGUCUAACCUGGAAAACACGGAGAGGAAAAGAGUGAAGACCCGGUUGAAGAAGCUGAUCCUGAAGAGACCUCCUCUGCAGGCUCUGCAGGAGAAAGGGCUCAUUAAAGAUCAGGUGUUUGGCUGCCGCCUGGAGAUGCUCUGCGAGAGAGAAAGGAGCACCGUCCCCCGCUUCGUCAGACUUUGCACGGAGGCUGUGGAGAAGAGAGGACUGGACACUGAUGGCAUCUACAGAGUCUCGGGAAACCUGGCUGUGAUUCAGAAACUUCGCUUUCUGGUGGACCACGAGCGAGCGCUGACCACAGACGGCCGUUUCAUGUUCCCAGCGGACCUGGUACAAGAGGAGAAGCUGAAUUUGGACGAGAGCGAGUGGGAGGACAUCCAUGUCGUCACGGGAGCUUUGAAACUUUUCUUUCGUGAGCUUCCUGAACCGCUCAUUCCCUACGGCUUCUUCACCGACAUCGUGGAGACAGUCAAGAUGUCGGACCACAUGGACAAAGUGGAUCGGCUGAAGUGUCUGGUGCUUAACAUGCCCCCUCCAAACCAUGACACCCUGGAGUUUAUGUGCCAGCAUCUCAGACGAGUGCUGGAACGGUGCGACACCAACAGAAUGACCACCCAGAACAUCGGCAUUGUGUUCGGGCCGACCCUGAUGCGCCCAGAAUGCGAUAAUGGCAACAUGGCGGUGAACAUGAUUUACCAGAACCAGGCAGUGGAGCUAAUCCUGAGCGAGUUUGACCACAUCUUCAGAACAAGAGGCCUCUCUUGAUCUUUUCAGGCCAGGAGGUGGUGGCAGCUCAGCCCCCCACCCAUGGACCCCGUCCCCACCCCCCUCCUAAAUCCGACUGAAGCAGAAGCAUUGCAGCAAUGGCCUGUAGACUCAUAUGGUGUAAAAUGGAUUUCACAUCAAAAGAUAAUUGUGGGGUACAAAGAACCAGGACAGAAAGCUGCUAAUCAUGACAUCUGGCCUCCAUAAAAAGCCAUGUUAAAACAAUAAUAGUAAAACAAGCCAAUUUUAGCUGCAAUGCUUGUGCCUUUGAGCGCAGAUGUGGAGCCCAGCCCCAGGGCAGCGCAGUGCUGGAACAGACGCCUCCUAGUCGCUUCUAGUUGAUGUUUCAGACUCGAUCGAGGCGAACAAAAAACCCCAUAAAACUGAUAAAUCUCCUCCAGCUAGAAAAUCAUCAAGCAACAUGAGGAGGGACGUGUCUUAACGUUGCUCUGAAACAGUACUUAGCAGAACCAUCUCACUGUGAAAAGCACCGGUUUGUCUUGCAGAACGGACAGACAAGACCCCACCCAGGGCACUGGCGUGGAUUUACUGCGUACUGGAAAAAAGUGCAUUUGCAUGAAGAUUAAUCUGUGUAUUGCUCAGAAGGAGAAUUUGGAAUAGUUUUGAAAAUGUUUCUAAAGAUUAAAGUGUAAUUUUCAGUGAAUGGAUGAAUGUGCCAAUUGGGCUAUAAAUGUUCCUUUUUAGUAUUUUCAGUGUGAACCUUCAGAGCUUUUCUUGUACAAAUAUAAAUCUAUUUUAUUAGUACAAACUCCUUGUAUUAAGUUAAAUGUAAAUAGCUACAUUUCUGUCUAUCCCUUAGAAACACUUUAUAUAGAGUGUGUAACCUGAGCUUUCUGUACUAGUUAAAUACAAACUAAUAAGAACGAAAGGUCUUUGUUCGUGCUUCUCCGUCCUAAUUAUCAGCUCUCUUCCAAUAAAAACAAGAGCAAAUUUGAUGUGUUGUCUGAGAUUCGCUCAGGAUGUCCGUGUAAGGUUGUUUGUUGCGAGUGGCGGGUUUGCGUGCAGAGAUAGUGGAGGCGUGUGGAGGUAUGUGGGCCUUGGAGACUCGGCAGGCAGAGUUGUCCCCUGUGAUUGGUGCGAAUGCUGCUUUUAAUAACAGAACAAAAGGGGAACUGGAAAUGCAUAUGUUUUAAAAAUGUGGAUUUUCCCCCUCAAGCCCUCUUGCUCUGUGGCUUGGGUAAUUUUAUAUUGACUGUGGGUUUGGCAGAAGACAAAAAAGAGCCGAAAGGAGGCACUGCAGGGGAGGGAGUGGGUUAAGUUUUUAUUAAAAGUGUUUCUUCAUUUGUGUGUUUGUAUCAUUUGAAGUCUGGCGAGUUGAUUGAAAGAGGCUAAAACUGCGUUUGACUGAUGAGGAGUCGUCGUAGCUUCAUGCCUGUUAACUCCCAAGGAUGUCCUUAAAUUUGAUUGGCUUAAAUAUUUUCAUCUUAAACAGACAAACCACUGUUGUUUAUUUUAUCCAUAUGAUGUGUGCAUGGUUUACAUCAGAGUUUAUAUGCACGCCCUUCAAUCGGGGUUUUUUUUUUUUUUUUGUAAAUUUUGACAGCGCUGCACCAGAGGCUCCUUACAUUAUAUUAGAGGUUUGCAUUCAGUUUAUCGUCUAAGAGAAAUGUGCCCUCCUACCAACACUGAUGUAUCCAAUAUUUCAUGAGAGAUUUCUGCUGUAUGUUUUGUUCUUGUUCCAAACUGUCAGAUGGGGGGGGGGGUCCAUUCUGUUAAUAAAGCGUUUGUGGUAUUAAACAGCAGCAAAAU